Molecule: messenger RNA, 1992 nt
Organism: Arabidopsis lyrata subsp. lyrata
Lineage: Eukaryota; Viridiplantae; Streptophyta; Magnoliopsida; Brassicales; Brassicaceae
Product: protein RETICULATA-RELATED 1, chloroplastic
Exons: 7
Coding region: 293-1597 (434 amino acids)
Biological process (GO): plant organ development
Cellular component (GO): chloroplast inner membrane
Source: RefSeq, a predicted model, not a curated record
CUUCAUUUGUCUAAAUGAAUCUUUUCAACCAAUACCGUGUCGCCACUUGUUAAGCUUUCUGUAUACACAACCGUACCUGAUUAUUUUCUCCUCCUUGGUCGUCUCCCAUUACGGCAAGACGAGUGUGUUCAAAACCCUUAAACCUCCCCACCAACUGAUCAAAACGCAUACAUAACUCCGUCAUCUUCUUCGUCUUUACUCCAAAAUUCCAGACAUUUGAAGCUUUUACGCAUCUGGGUAUUUGAUCUUUCAUUCACAGAUCACAUAAACUCGAUAAUCUCGGAAGAGUCAAAUGUCUAUAUCCCUUAAAAUUUCCCACAUUUCAACAUUUUCCAACGAUGGGUUUAAUAGCGUAGAGCUGCGAAAGCAAUGCAGAUCCGGUCAAAGGUUUGAAAUUGGGUCGAUUUGUUUCCGUAGAAGUUCUGGUUUUGAAUCUAGACGGAUCCAUUUGAAUUCGGACUUGUCUUCUCGGAAUUUGAGAAACCGAUGUGUGGGAUCGGAUGUGGUUGCGGGUGAAAUUUCCGGUAGAUCGGUACCGGAUUGGGCUUAUAGCGGUUUAAAGGAUGAGACUUUAAGCGAUUUGGAGCCGGAACUUGAUGAUGGUGAUGGCGGCGAUGAGAAUGGGAACAACGACGGCGGUGGAAAUGGUGGUAACGGAGGUGGAGGAGGAGGAGGUGGAGAAGGAGAUGAUGGAGAGGAUGAAGCAGAUAAAGCUGAGGAGAAGGAGUUUGGUCCGAUUUUGAAGUUUGAAGAAGUUAUGAAAGAGACAGAACGUAGAGGGAUUACGUUACCGGAGGAUAUGUUGGAGGCUGCCAAAUCCGUGGGGCUUCGGAAACUGUUCCUUCUUCGUUACCUCGAUCUACAGGGUUCUGUUUGGCCGCUUGGGUUUCUGAUGAGAUCAUGUGCGAUGCUUCGAAAUAGAAUGCUUGCAGAUCCUUCAUUUCUUUUCAAAGUCGGAACCGAGAUAGCUAUAGACUCUUGCUGUGCAACUUUUGCAGAAGUACAGAAGAGAGGGGAAGAUUUCUGGUCAGAGUUUGAGUUGUAUGCGGCUGAUCUUUUGGUUGGUCUUGUAGUUGAUGUUGCUUUGGUUGGACUAUUGGCUCCCUAUGCACGUAUUGGGAAGCCAUCUGUGGCAUCAACAGGUUUAUUUAAGGACCUUAAACGUGCUUGUGCAUCCCUUCCUAGCAGUGUUUUUGAAGCUGAAAGACCGGGAUGCAAAUUCUCAGUUAACCAGCGCAUUGCAACUUUCUUCUACAAGGGCCUCUUGUAUGGGUCGGUUGGAUUCGGCUGCGGCCUCAUCGGUCAAGGAAUUGCAAAUCUGAUCAUGACGGCAAAACGGAGUGUGAAGAAAUCAGAGGAAGACGUCCCUAUUCCACCUCUUUUUGAAAGCGCUGCUCUCUGGGGUGUGUUCCUCGGCAUAUCUUCCAAUGCACGUUACCAAAUCAUCAACGGCCUCGAGCGCGUCGUAGAAGGUUCAACAGCGGCCAAACGCAUUCCUGUGGUCGCCAUGGCAUUCACGGUGGGAGUCCGGUUUGCUAACAAUGUGUAUGGCGGUAUGCAAUUUGUGGAUUGGGCUAAAUUAUCCGGCGUUCAGUAAUAACCGGUUAGGUUUUGUUGCGAACCGGAUAGUAAACCAGCCUAGAUGUCUCCUCAGGAGUAUCUAAUCUGAAGGGGUAGGGAAGGGGGAUGUUAGUUAUCUGAGUUUCAUUAGUGUGACUAGGCCAUAUACCGAGAGCUAAAGGAUAAAGAAUGUGGUUCAUGAAUCAUGAUCUGGACCGGAUUCUUCUAACCGGAAUACUCGAGACAACAUUUUCGAUUUGGUUUUCGAAGUUGAGUUUUUCUCAUGGAGUCUCCUUGUUCUCUUAUUCAUUUUUCUGAAUCGUAUGCUUUUUAUGCAAUAAUGACUCAAAAACUUUUUACAACAAAACGUCAUUUUUGGCCUUUUUGACGUUUGCGUGGAUCGAUAUAUGGAAAAAUGUGGGUAUGUGACAA